Messenger RNA from Eucalyptus grandis, 2112 nucleotides. RefSeq lists its product as uncharacterized. Bases 1 to 2112 code for a protein of 703 amino acids. The record is from RefSeq and is a predicted model, not a curated record. The transcript has a single exon. Lineage: Eukaryota; Viridiplantae; Streptophyta; Magnoliopsida; Myrtales; Myrtaceae.
AUGGCAGUUAGCUCCACUUCCAGUUCCAUUUCCAUUGUGUGGAAUAAAUCGAACAUCCAGAUUGUUGUCAUACUGAGCCUCUCGCUUCAAAUAUUUCUCAUCCUAUUUGCACCUCUUAGAAAGAAAACAGUGUACCGCCCCAUUGUUUUCCUCCUGUGGUUGGCUUAUUUGAUGGCUGACUCAGUAGCUAUAUUCGGGAUUGGGCUCAUCUCUCACAACAACAAUUUGUGUGCUUGUGUAGUUGAUGUAGACAAAGGAAUUCAGGCCUUUUGGGUCUCAUUUCUCUUGUCGCAUCUUGGUGGUCCAGACACCAUCACUGCCUUCUCUUUGGAGGACAGUUCGCUUUGGCGACGGCACAUGCUCACUCUCAUUUUCCAAAGCAUUGUCGCCGUCUAUGUCUUUGGGAAGAUAUUUCCUAGUGAAAAAUCUCUGAUUAUCCCAACGAUCCUGAUAUUUCUUGUUGCGAUCAUAAAAAAUGUGGAGAGGUUACAAGCACUCAAAUUCUCUAGCCUCUCGAAAAUCAGGAAAUCAAUGCUCUCACAAAAGAAAUAUUCUCAUGCUGUAGAUCUCACGUUGCUUGGAGAACUCAAUGUCGGAGAUUCUAAUAAAGAAGAGCCACGACUUGAUGAGAGUAUUGUGGUAAAGCAUGGUUACUACUUCUUUCAAAUCUUUAAGGUCUUCAUUGGAGAUCUUAUCUUCUCAAGUGAAGAACGCAAUCUGAGCCGUGCAUAUUUCCAAAAAGUUUCUGCAAUCGAUGCGUUGAGGGUGAUAUCAGUUGAACUCCAGUUCAUUUAUGAGAUGCUCCACACCAAAGCAUUGGCAAUACGUUCCAUGAGGAGCUAUUUUUUCCGUUUCAUAGCCUUCACUGACAUUGUGAUAGCUUUUGUCCUAUUCAAUCGCUUGAAGAAGCAUCAGCUCCACCCACUUGACGUGGAGAUUACUUAUUCCCUUCUUUUGGGAGGGAUAGCUCUUGAUGUCAUAGCUUUGUUCAUGCUCGUUUUUUCUGAUUGGAAUGUUGCUGAAAUCAAACUCUACUACAAAGGAUCAUCUCAAGAACAUUCAUUUCUCAACAAGUUGGUAUCCAAAAUGGAUCAUCGAAGGAAGCCACGAUUCACCACACAUGAAAAACCUAACGUAAGUGUUACUUAUGAGGUCUUAAAUACACCAUUUAUUUUUCGAAGGUGGUCGGAAUCUAUCUCAUCUUGCAACCUUUUCUCUGAGUUCUUAACAAAGAGCUGGAGAAACAUGCAUAGCAAUCAGUCCCAGGGGGCCAAGCGGAUCAUCUUUUCUUUCUGUAAAGCUAGUGAUCCGGGGUCUUCUACACAUGAUGGAGCAUCAGUGAUUGCAAAUACAAAGCAUGUGUCUAAGAAUCCUCUUAUUAAGAAGUUAUGGAUCUUCAUCUUUGAGGAGGUGAGGCGUAAAUCCAAAGAUGUGAAUGACCCAAUAACUGGGAGGAUGAUAUUUGAUGCUAGAGGUGAUGUGUUUCUCCAAAGUGCCAUGGAGGAAAUCAAUUGCAGCAGACUUUUAACUUUUGUCACCGAGGUUAAAUACGACUUAAGUAUUUUAACGUGGCAUAUUGCUACUGAAAUGUGGUACAACAGGGAGGAACAAGGUAUGAGCUCCACAGCUAGAAAGGAUGAAAGGGAAUUUAGCAAGAUCCUUUCUGACUACAUGAUGUAUCUUUUAUUUAAUCAGUCUAAUGUGGUAUCUGCUGUGGGGGGCAUUGCCCAAAUAACAUCAGUGAAGACGUUGCUUGAAAUAUCGACCCUCAUUGGUGGCCAUGCUGUGGAUAUGAAUGAUCUGUGUGAAAGGUUGUAUAAGGUUUCUUCUGGAACCUCCAAUUUGACAUCCCCACUCGGGGAUGGGAUUAAAUUGGCCCAAGAGAUGGAAAUGCUAGGGGAAAUGAAGUGGAAGGUGAUGGGUGGAGUGUGGGUUGAGAUGCUGUCAUACGCAGCAAUUCAUAUUAAGGGAAAUGCACAUGUGCUCGUGUUGAGUAAGGGUGGAGAGCUUCUAGCAUUUGUUUGGCUGUUGAUGACUCAUUUUGGUUGUUUCUACAAACCUGAAUGGGGCAUCUAUCAUGAGAGGUUUCAUACUUAUCAACAACCUAGGUAA